GUGACAUGCAGUGUCAGUUAUAGCAUAGCACGACGUUACCAACCAUGCAGCACAACACAACACAACUGAUCCUGAAGUAAGACAUUUUAAAACCCAACUAAAUAAUGAACCUUGAAAAUCCGCAUCACAACGAAGGAGAAAGUAAUUGCAAAAUAAACAACCAAACAACCAACCAUCACACCCGAUCUCAACUACCAAGACAUCAUCUCACACACCCUCCAUCCCCCAAGCAUACCUACACACAAACCACACAAACGAACCAACAAAGCCAUUGUCUGCCAAAUGCCGCACGCACGAUCCGAACUAGCCACUCAAACCACCCAAAAACUCACCAUCAUACGACACAAGUGCGAUACAAGUGCAUUGCGGGGGUAAGCGUGCGUGCGAGCGUGCGUGGGGAAAUAAUUACCGUAAGCCCAUCUACCCGCACUUUUCGUAGUUGCGGGAUUUCCUGUGCUGGAUUAGUUAGUUGGGGACGGUGGAUGUGUACUGGGUUGUGCACAUCAUCCAUGGCGUGUAUGCCAUCGUACCUCUAACUCGCGACUUUGGGGCACGCCUCCCCGAUAAUGCUUCAUCGCGCGGAUAGGGACUAGGUGUAGCCAACUUCUCACCCCUCAUACUCGAGGCCAGUCUUUUAAAAACGCCACGCCGCGGUGUUGCAAAGGGAAUUGGGGUGGGAA
Molecule: messenger RNA, 680 nt
Organism: Aaosphaeria arxii CBS 175.79
Lineage: Eukaryota; Fungi; Ascomycota; Dothideomycetes; Pleosporales
Exons: 1
Coding region: 105-536 (143 amino acids)
Source: RefSeq, a predicted model, not a curated record